AUGCCUUCUGCACAUCGUCCUGCCUCUCUCACAUCUGGAAGCUCGUCGGAGUCUCCAUUUUCCCCAUUACUACCUGUCGAAGCGAUGAACACAGACGACCGUGACGACCGCUCUUCAUCAAUGCCGACGAACGCGUCGUCUACAAAGCCCCUUGGAUCCAACGGGUCCGUGGAUCGGGAGAAACCACGCCUCACAGAGCAAGAAAAGAAGAACAACCACAUCGCUUCCGAACAGAAACGACGAGCCGCGAUUCGGGAAGGCUUCGAUCGUCUGACCGAGCUGGUACCCGGUCUCGAGGGCCAGGGUCGGAGUGAGAGCAUCGUGCUGAGGAAGACGGUCGACUUUAUCCGUCUGCAGUUGCAGGAGAGGCAGCAGCUUAUCGCUGAGAUAGAGAGCAGGGGGGGACGAAUCGAUGAGAGCUUUCAGGCAUGA
Molecule: messenger RNA, 432 nt
Organism: Monascus purpureus
Lineage: Eukaryota; Fungi; Ascomycota; Eurotiomycetes; Eurotiales; Aspergillaceae
Source: the annotation of a GenBank genome assembly